Cyanistes caeruleus (blue tit) is the source of this 1336-nucleotide messenger RNA. The record is from RefSeq and is a predicted model, not a curated record. NCBI's taxonomy places the organism in Eukaryota, Metazoa, Chordata, Aves, Passeriformes, Paridae.
GGAACGGGAUUUUGGCUCCUGGAAUGGGAUUUUGGGACACCGAAAUAAGAUUUUGCCUCCUGAAACAACAUUUGAAACACCGACACAGAACUCUAGAACAACCUCCACCUCCCCCCACCAUUCCAACAUCCCCAAAAAAUCCCAUUUUAUCCCAGAAAAAAGGCGUCAAGCGGAAAGCCGACACCACCACCCCAACAACCACCGCCAUCAUCGCCACCAGCGGCGGCGAAUCCUCCCCUUCCAUCCCCGAAAACCCCAAAGCCGCCAAAAUCCCGGCGCGACGCGAGAGCGGCCGACCCAUCAAACCCCCCAGGAAAGAUCUCCCAGAUUCCCAACAGCACCAAACUUCCAAGAAAGGGAAACUUUCGGAGCAGUUGAAAUAUUGUAACGGCAUCCUGAAGGAAUUGUUGUCCAAGAAACACGCGGCGUACGCCUGGCCCUUCUACAAACCCGUGGACGCGUCGGCGCUGGGGCUGCACGAUUAUCACGAUAUCAUCAAGCACCCCAUGGACCUCAGCACCAUCAAGCGGAAGAUGGAGAACCGGGAAUACCGCGACGCGCAGGAAUUCGCCGCCGACGUCCGGUUGAUGUUCUCCAACUGCUACAAGUACAACCCCCCUGACCACGACGUGGUGGCCAUGGCCAGGAAACUCCAGGACGUGUUCGAGUUCAGCUACGCCAAAAUGCCGGACGAGCCUCAGGAUUCCGGCGGCGCCGCGGCCUCGGCUCCGCUCCCCAUUCCCAAAUCCUCGUCCGAGGAAUCGUCCAGCGAGGAGGAGGAGGAGGAAGAGGAAGAGGAGGAGGAGGAAGACGAGGAGAGCUCGACGGAAACGUCGUCGGAGAGCGAGGAGAGCUCGGAUUCCGAGGAGGAGAGAGCGAAUCGGCUGGCGGAGCUGCAGGAGCAGCUGCGCGCCGUGCACGAGCAGCUGGCCGCGCUCUCGCAGGGCCCCGUGUCCAAACCCAAACGGAAACGGGAGAAGAGGAAGAGGAAGAAAACGGAAAAGCACAAAGGGAGGGCGGGGCCCGAGGAGGAAACGCGAGCGAGGCAGGCGCAGCUCCGGAGAGCGCGGAAAGGAUCGGCCGGAACGGCUCCCAAAAGCUCCAAACGCAGCAGCAAAACCCCCGCGGCCGCUCCGCCUCCGACUUUGGCCGAUUCCGAGGAAGAGGAAGAAUCCAAACCCAUGACCUACGACGAAAAACGUCAGCUGAGCUUGGACAUCAACAAACUCCCGGGAGAAAAAUUGGGAAGAGUCGUUCACAUCAUCCAAUCCCGGGAACCUUCGCUCCGAGAUUCCAACCCCGAGGAGAUCGAGAUCGACUUCGAGACAUUGAAACC